Suncus etruscus (white-toothed pygmy shrew) is the source of this 5711-nucleotide messenger RNA. RefSeq names its product Rho guanine nucleotide exchange factor 12 (gene ARHGEF12). Gene Ontology annotation, molecular function: guanyl-nucleotide exchange factor activity; GTPase activator activity; G protein-coupled receptor binding. Gene Ontology annotation, biological process: Rho protein signal transduction; G protein-coupled receptor signaling pathway. Bases 130 to 4761 code for a protein of 1543 amino acids. Gene Ontology annotation, cellular component: cytoplasm. The transcript has 41 exons. The record is from RefSeq and is a predicted model, not a curated record. Lineage: Eukaryota; Metazoa; Chordata; Mammalia; Eulipotyphla; Soricidae.
GAGUCGGGCCUGCUGCUGCCGCCGCUGCCGGGCGCGCACUUGGGGUGCUCGGCGGGUGUCGGGGUGCCCGGAACAUGCGCCUUGGAUGAAGAGGAGGAGGAGGAGGAGGACCUCGAGCCGCGGGCCCCAAUGAGUGGCACACAGCCGACCACUCUCACCGACAGGUUUCCCCUCAAAAAACCUAUUAGGCAUGGAAGUAUUUUGAACCGAGAGUCACCAACUGAUAAGAAGCAGAAAGUUGAGCGCAGUGCAUCCCAUGAUUUUGACCCCACAGAUAGCUCCUCCAAGAAGACAAAGUCUAGUUCAGAGGACAGUAGACCCGAGAUAUAUGGCCUCGUUCAGCGUUGCGUGAUCAUCCAGAAGGAUGACAACGGAUUUGGGCUGACGGUCAGUGGGGACAAUCCUGUCUUCGUGCAGUCUGUCAAAGAAGAUGGAGCAGCCAUGCGGGCUGGGGUUCAGACAGGUGAUCGAAUCAUCAAGGUGAAUGGAACUCUGGUGACUCAUUCAAAUCACUUGGAGGUGGUGAAGCUAAUCAAAUCUGGUUCCUAUGUAGCUCUUACUGUUCAGGGACGCCCUCCUGGGUCGCCCCAGAUUCCUCUCGCUGAGUCCGAAGUAGAUCCACCAGCCUCUGGACAUAUGUCUCCCCUCCUGACGUCCCCACACUCACCGGGCGCCUCUGGGAACAUGGAGCGGAUCACUAAUCCAGUGCUCGUGGGGGAGGAAAAUAAUGUGGUUCAUAACCAGAAAGUAGAAAUUCUAAGAAAAAUGUUACAGAAAGAGCAAGAACGGCUACAGUUAUUGCAGGAAGAUUACAGCCGAACACCUGCGCAAAGAUUGCUCAAAGAGAUCCAAGAGACCAAGAAACACAUCCCUCAGCUGCAAGAGCAGUUAUCCAAAGCCACAGGCUCUGCUCAGGAUGGAGCUAUAGUCACGCCCCCCAAGCCUGUAGGUGACGCUUUAGCAGUCAGCGAUAUGGAAACAGAGCCUGGUGAUGGACUAGGAAGAACGGACUACAGUGGUGGAGAUACUUCUCGAAUCAGUAGUGAUAAUGCAGAUAGUCCCAAGAGUGGCCUGAAAGAGCGGAUUUAUCAAGAGGAAAAUCAGGAGAAAAGUGAAAUAACUCAGGAUGCUGAUGCUCUUAUUGGGAGUCCCUCAACCCGUGUAACACCACACAUCAUUGGAGCCGAGGAUGAUGAUUUUGGUACUGAACAUGAACAGAUCAAUGGGCAGUGCAGCUGUUUCCAGAGUAUUGAACUGCUGAAAUCUCGUCCUGCUCACUUGGCUGUUUUUUUACACCAUGUAGUUUCACAAUUUGACCCUGCAACAUUGCUCUGUUAUCUCUAUUCUGACUUGUAUAAACAGACCAAUUCCAAGGAGACUCGUCGUGUCUUCCUCGAGUUUCAUCAGUUCUUCCUGGAUCGGUCUGCACACCUGAAAGUUUCUGUUCCUGAUGAAAUAUCAGUAGAUCUUGAAAAGAGAAGACCGGAACUGAUUCCUGAGGAUCUCCAUCGCCACUAUAUCCACACGAUGCAGGAGAGAGUCCACCCGGAAGUUCAGCGACAUUUAGAAGAUUUUCGGCAGAAACGUAGUAUGGGGCUGACCUUGGCUGAAAGCGAACUGACUAAACUUGAUGCAGAACGAGAUAAGGACCGAGGGACUUUGGAGAAGGAGCGGGCAUGUGCAGAGCAAAUUGUUGCCAAAAUCGAAGAAGUGUUGAUGACCUCACAGGCUGUAGAGGAGGAUAAGAGUUCAACAAUGCAGUAUGUUAUUCUCAUGUACAUGAAGCAUUUGGGAGUAAAAGUGAAAGAACCCCGAAAUUUGGAGCACAAGCGGGGUCGGAUUGGAUUCCUUCCCAAGAUCAAGCAAAGUAUGAAGAAAGAUAGGGAAGGCGAAGAAAAAGGAAAGCGAAGAGGAUUUCCCAGCAUCCUAGGACCCCCAAGGAGACCAAGCCGCCAUGACAACAGUGCAAUUGGCAGGGCCAUGGAGAUCCAACAGAAGCAGCGCCACCCGAAGCACUUACCCACACCUUCAUCAGUGAGUCCCGAACCCCAGGACUCUGCUAAGUUGCGCCAGAGCGCAAUAGCCAGCGACGGAGUAGACUUGGGGUAUUCGCCGGGCAAUCCCAUGUCAACUCUGGCUCCUGGCACUGUUCUUUCCCAGGAAGGAGGGAAAGAGAAUGAGACGGGAGUAAAGCAGUCUGGAGAAGUACCCGCAUCGGGAGAUGCCUCUGACUGCGCUCCGCGUACUCCCAAUACCAUCUUUGAAUUCCCACCGCCUCCACUGGACCAGGUGCAGGAGGAGGAGUGUGAAGUAGAAAGAGUGGCUGAACAUGGAACACCAAAACCCUUUCGAAAGUUUGAUAGCUUGGCUUUUGGAGAAAGUCAAAGUGAGGAUGAACAGUUUGAAAAUGACUUAGAGACAGAUCCUCCCAACUGGCAGCAGCUUGUUAGCCGAGAAGUGUUGCUGAGCCUGAAGCCUUCAGAGAUCAAAAGACAGGAAGUGAUUAAUGAAUUGUUCUACACUGAAAGAGCUCAUGUUCGAACACUAAAGGUUCUUGAUCAAGUUUUCUAUCAGCGGGUGUUCCGAGAAGGAAUUCUAUCACCUUCAGAGCUACGGAAAAUCUUUUCGAAUUUGGAAGAGAUUCUUCAGCUUCACAUCGGACUGAAUGAGCAAAUGAAAGCAGUUCGAAAAAGGAAUGAAACCUCUGUUAUUGAUCAGAUUGGGGAAGAUUUGUUGACAUGGUUCAGUGGACCAGGCGGGGAGAAGUUGAAACACGCCGCUGCCACCUUUUGCAGUAACCAGCCUUUUGCCUUGGAAAUGAUCAAAUCUCGUCAGAAAAAGGAUUCUCGAUUCCAGACCUUUGUGCAAGAUGCUGAGAGUAAUCCGCUGUGUCGCCGCCUGCAGCUGAAGGAUAUCAUCCCCACUCAAAUGCAGAGGCUUACAAAGUACCCUCUUCUGUUGGAUAAUAUUGCCAAGUACACAGAAUGGCCUACAGAAAAGGAGAAAGUGAAGAGAGCUGCUGAUCACUGCCGCCAGAUCUUAAAUUAUGUCAAUCAGGCUGUCAGGGAAGCAGAAAACAAGCAGCGCUUAGAAGACUAUCAGCGUCGUCUUGAUACCUCCAAUCUCAAGAUGUCAGAGUACCCAAAUGUUGAAGAGCUCAGGAAUUUGGAUUUAACAAAAAGGAAGAUGAUCCACGAAGGACCGUUGGUUUGGAAAGUAAACAGAGAUAAAACAAUUGAUCUCUACACAUUAUUGCUGGAAGACAUUCUUGUGUUACUGCAAAAGCAGGAUGACAGAUUGGUGUUACGGUGCCACAGUAAGAUCCUGGCAUCUUCAGCUGACAGCAAGCACACGUUUAGCCCUGUCAUUAAGUUGAAUACUGUAUUGGUUCGGCAGGUGGCAACAGAUAACAAAGCCUUGUUCGUCAUCUCCAUGUCAGACAAUGGAGCCCAGAUCUAUGAGCUGGUGGCGCAGACGGUUUCUGAGAAGACUGUCUGGCAGGACCUUAUAUGUCAGAUGGCUGCAUCAGUGAAGGAGCAGUCCACGAAGCCAAUCCCACUUCCUCAGUCUCCACCGUGCGAAGGAGACCAUGAUGAAGAAGAGCCUCCAAAAUCGAAAGGAGAGCAUCAUGGAAUUUCAGUUACAAGCAUGCAGAGCCCAGACAGAGAGUUGGGAUUAGGAUCUCCACUAAUAGCAUCAAAGCCUCAGCCUCAUUCACUGGAUGCCUCUGGAAAAGCAGAGGUUGAUGAUCUGUUUGUGACAGAAGGACAGUUUGUGAAGGAGCAAUGUGAAGCCAGGACUCUCAAGGAUGUUGGGGUGAAUGACGCAGCCACAAUCCUAGCCCCACACUUGCAAGUCCCAGAAGAGCGAUGGGCGUUGGAUGCAUUAAGGAAUUUGGGUCUAUUGAAGCAGUUGCUAGUCCACCAGCUGGGCUGGACUGAGAGGAACACUCAGGAAGGUUGGGCACAUUCCCCAAGAUCGCGCACCAUCUCCCCGGGGCUGCCAGCAGACGGUGCCACCCAGAGUGCAGAAAAUGCCAAGGCCCAGCAUCCCAGUGAUGGGCACACGCCCUUUCGAACUGGAAGUGGUGGCAGUUCAACUAGUCAAAGCCCUCGGACUUCAACUGAAUCUUCUGCUCCACGGGAUUCAGUGGUACUGGCAUUCCAAGACCGGCAGGCCAGUAAUCUGCUAGCAAUGGACCACAUGCUUCUGGCCCCAGAGAUGCUGCCUGUGGAGCCUGAAGGGGCCCUCGAUGAGAGUGGAGAGCACUUUUUUGAUGCCCGUGAAGCACAUAGUGAUGAUAACCCAUCAGAAGGUGACGGAACGGUUAAAAAGGAAGAGGAUGUUAACUUACGCAUCUCAGGAAACUAUUUGAUCCUAGACGGCUAUGAAGCAGUGCAGGAGAGCUCCACGGAUGAAGAGAUCGCUUGCUCGCUUCCCCCUUUGCCCCCUGCAGGCCCACCCUGCACGGACUCCACCCACCAGCCCCAACAUUCUCCUCAACAAGCACGCUCUGAUGGGGCUCCCUCACCCUUCAGCCCAGAAUACCUGGUGUCACCACGCUGGGGAACAAGGGAGGAGCCCAGCUUUGAGAUUCAGAGCCCUCCUUUGUGUGCGGACCCCCAGAGCCAGAUCAUGAGUUGCAUCCGCAAGAUAGAGGCCAACCUGGAGCACCUAAAGAAGAUGGAGGAAAGUUACACCCUUCUUUGCCAAAGGCUGGCUGGAUCAGCCCUCGCAGACAAGCACUCAGAUAAAAGUUAGAGCCGCGUGUCCUGGAGGUGACUGAUGGGGGCUGGAGUUUCAGCAUCAACCUUGUGUCACUACCCCCCGGCUCCCGCGUGGAUGCAGAGAGAGGGUGUGACUGAGGAUCUGCCAGUGAACCCCCUGGGCCUGAUAGGUCCAGGAUCCCCGGACCGGGACCGGUUCUCCACUGUCUGCCGUUGCACUAGUCUGGCAGGGAGGAAAGGGGCCACCCUCCUCCCGUGCUGUGGGAUCGAUUCCGACUCCGAACAAAAACCAAAUGUAUAGAGCUUUGGAUGUAGGAUAUGAAAUUUUACUUAGGCUUAUGAAAAAGAGAAAAAUCAGAUGUAUUUAUUUGACUUCAUUCCACAUUUGAAAGCACAUUGAAAAGUAUCUCGCCAUGUUUCGUUUUAAUUGGGUAGGGUAUUGGGGCCCCUCUGUACUUAGUGCAACCACAGGUCAGAGGUUGAGAGGAGUGCAAGGAGGCUGGGUAGGAUGGGGAAAGACGGGGAAAGGCAGGGGCCUUUGCCACCCCUGAGUGGUGGUCCAUGCCCUCUGCUGUUCAGAAGGCUGUUUCUUGGGGGACUCCUCACAGGCCCAGAGUGGCCCUGGCAGCCCUGGUGAGCACCACCCUCUCCCCCCAAGAUCAGCACCCCUGCCCUGUGCUGGGUCCCCCUCCACAAAAAGGAAUCCUCCGUGUACUGAAGAGCGGGCACUUGGAGGUGGGGUGUUCUCUUUUCUGGGCUUCUUUCCUAUGCAGGGUUGGGGUUUGGGAGGGAGAGGAGAGAAAAGUUUAUUUUCUUUACUAUAAAUUUGUUGUUCCUGGUGUUGUUUCAUUUUUUGUCAUUGGCAUCAGACUCUGGCACUUGCAUUCAGCUAGCCCUGCAGACUGAGCAGGAAGCAAAACUGGGCGAGCAAAGCUUCUUCGCCUGGCGGCAAGAUGGGGCUGCUGAGGAAGAGGUGGGGAAGGG